AUGGCGGAGAAGGGCCUUGCUAUUGACUACAGCUCCCUUGCGCCAACGACCGAGAUUCGUAUACUUACUCUCGAGCGUGGAAGAGGUGAUGAUCCGAUUGUAUGCACCCUCCGACCUGCGACACGAGAUGGAGCAGAAUACCAUGCUCUGUCAUAUGAAUGUGAAGACGAAAGCAAGAAUGAUCAUUUCAUCACUGUCGAUGGCUGCCCCGUUCAAAUUCGCAUGAACCUCUAUGAUGCCCUGAAGAACAUAAGAAAACCAACCGAAGACCAGCGGCUCCGGGUGGAUGCAAUAUGUAUCAACCAGUCAGACGUCCAAGAGAAGAGCCAGCAAGUCGCCAUGAUGGGCGAGAUAUUUACAAACGCAGUCGGUGUCAUAUCGUGGCUCGGCCCAGCCAGAGACGAUAGUAAUUUGGCUAUAUAUAUGAUGUUCCACAACGACACACCAGAUUCCUCUAACAAAGACUCACGCGAGUUGAAAACCCUACUUCCCCUCUGUCGUCGAAGAUACUGGCGCCGAGUGUGGAUUAUACAAGAACUGCACCUCGCAAAGAGCUAUGUAGUAUGGUGCGGCCACAAAUCCAUCCCCGACCACAGGUUUGAGAGGGCCCUGGCUGGUCUCAACUGCCAGAACGACACGUACAGCGAUGACUUUUCGCAAAGCCCAGCGAAUCAGCACUUGAUGGCUCGAUAUUUCCGCUACAGCGAGAUCAACAAUUUAUAUCGCCGGCUAUCCGUAUGUAUCCGUGGAGAAUUUCAGUGCACGAGGGAGCAGGACAUCAUUUAUGCGCUCCUAAAUAUUUCGACGGAUUAUAAGAGAGUCAAGGAGACUUUCAAGAUCGACUACUCAAAGACACCACGUGACGUCUUUCUGAAGCUUUUGUGUCAGGGGAAUCUUUCCACGUGGCGCCGUGGAGAUGAAGGUAGUUAG
Fusarium fujikuroi IMI 58289 is the source of this 930-nucleotide messenger RNA. RefSeq names its product related to heterokaryon incompatibility protein het-6. Lineage: Eukaryota; Fungi; Ascomycota; Sordariomycetes; Hypocreales; Nectriaceae. The transcript has a single exon. The record is from RefSeq and is a predicted model, not a curated record. Bases 1 to 930 code for a protein of 309 amino acids.